Molecule: messenger RNA, 216 nt
Organism: Castor canadensis (American beaver)
Lineage: Eukaryota; Metazoa; Chordata; Mammalia; Rodentia; Castoridae
Product: phosphatidylinositol N-acetylglucosaminyltransferase subunit Y-like
Biological process (GO): GPI anchor biosynthetic process
Cellular component (GO): glycosylphosphatidylinositol-N-acetylglucosaminyltransferase (GPI-GnT) complex
Source: RefSeq, a predicted model, not a curated record
AUGUUUUUGUCUCUGCCAACCAUGACAGUUCUUAUUCUACUAAUCUCCUUAGCAGGACUGUUCAACUCUGCAUCCAUGGAAGAAAACUUCCCACAGGGCUGCACCAGCACAGCCAGUCUUUGUUUUUAUAGUCUGCUCUUGUCAAUUAUCAUCCCAGUGUAUGUGUUCACCCACCUUUGGACUUUGAUGGGCAUUAAACUCUUUAGGCAUAGCUAG